Pristis pectinata (smalltooth sawfish) is the source of this 4453-nucleotide messenger RNA. RefSeq names its product CSC1-like protein 2. Gene Ontology annotation, molecular function: nucleic acid binding; calcium-activated cation channel activity. The coding region runs from base 289 to 2796 and encodes 835 amino acids. The transcript has 25 exons. NCBI's taxonomy places the organism in Eukaryota, Metazoa, Chordata, Chondrichthyes, Rhinopristiformes, Pristidae. Gene Ontology annotation, cellular component: plasma membrane. The record is from RefSeq and is a predicted model, not a curated record.
AUGACGUAGGGGGUUGGUUGAGGAGGGCGGGAGGGUGAGCGCUUCGGCGGCGGUGGCGGCUCCUCCUUCGUCACCUGCGGUCCCGGGACACGUGUUUAUCCCCUCCCCUCCCUUCGCCGCCGGAGCGUCGGAAUCCCGCAGCCGGCGGACUUUUGCGCCUGGUUAUUUGUUCUGUAUCGUUCCCGCUGUCUGCAGCUUUAAUGGAGUCCGGGGCCGAGCGGCGAGCUGGUUGCUAAGGGCCGGCUGCGGUGGCGACGUGCGUGCAGAUAAAAUGAUGAAGAAAUAAAGAUGACAUCUAACUUCGAGUCAACCAUCAGCUCCAGUGUGACUGUGAAUUCUAAUGCAACUAAGGAGUACUGCUACAGUGCUCGGAUAAGAAGUACUGUGCUGCAGGGCCUGCCCUUUGGAGGGGUUCCUACUGUGCUUGCACUAGAUUUUAUGUGCUUUUUGGCACUCUUGUUUGUGUUCUCCAUUCUACGGAAACUGGCCUGGGAUUAUGGGCGUCUUGCACUGGUUUCGGAUGCUGACAGAAAGAGACAUGGAAAACUUCGAGCAGAAGAGCGGGAAUAUGUGGCUUCGGCUCUGCAUUCGGAGAACCAUGAUAGAUACGAACGUCUGACUUCAGUGUCGAGCUCAGUUGACUACGAUCAGAGGGACAACGGCUUCUGUUCGUGGUUGACUGCUAUCUUUAGAAUAAAAGAUGAAGAGAUCAGGGAGAAAUGUGGCGAGGAUGCCGUCCAUUACUUGUCCUUCCAGCGUCACAUUGUCGGGCUGCUGGUUGUCAUUGGUGUUCUCUCUGUGGGUAUAGUCUUGCCUGUCAACUUCUCGGGCGACCUGCUCGAAAAUAAUGCUUACAGCUUUGGCCGGACAACUAUAGCAAACCUGAAUUCUGGGAAUAACCUGCUAUGGCUCCACACAGUCUUCUCUUUCCUGUAUCUGCUUCUCACUGUCUAUAGCAUGAGACGACAUACUUCAAAAAUGCACUACAGAGAAGAUGAUUUGGUAAAACGCACUUUAUUUAUAAAUGGAUUAUCAAAAUAUGCUGAAACUGAGAAAAUAAAACAACACUUCCAGGAAGCUUACCCAGACUGUCCUGUUUAUGAAGCCCGACUCUGCUAUAACGUGGCAAAGUUAAUGCGCCUCAGUGCAGAUCAGCGAAAAGCUGAGCGUAGCCGAUUGUACUAUUCUAAAGAGGAAACGCCAGUUAUGAUUUAUCCCAAGCCCUGCGGUCAGCUGUGCUGCUGUGUUGUCAAAGGCUGCGAGCAGGAAAACGCAGUGGAAUACUACACCAAAUUGGAACAGAAACUGAAGGAGGAGUACAUGAAAGAGAAGGAAAAAGUGUACGAGAAACCACUUGGCAUGGCUUUCGUAACAUUCCACGAUGAAGCAGCAGCAGCUCGAGUUCUCAGAGACUUUAAUGCCUGCAAGUGUCAGGGCUGCUUAUUCAGGGGAGAGCCGCAGCAGUCUUCAAACAGUGAGUUUCUUCAUGCUUCAAACUGGACUGUGAGCUAUGCCCCUGACCCCAACAACAUUUACUGGGAACACUUGUAUCUGAGGGGAAUUUCCUGGUGGCUACGCUGCUUCAUCAUCAACUCUGUCCUUUUCAUUCUACUCUUCUUCUUGACCACCCCGGCCAUUAUCAUUACAACAAUGGACAAGUUCAAUGUAACAAAGCCCGUUGAGUAUUUAAACAACCCCAUCAUAACGCAGUUUUUCCCAACGCUCCUGCUGUGGUGUUUCUCAGCCCUUCUCCCAACUAUAGUUUACUACUCAGGAUUUUUUGAAGCGCAUUGGACAAGGUCAGGGGAAAAUCGAACAACGAUGCACAAAUGCUACACUUUCCUUAUCUUUAUGGUUUUAAUUCUGCCAUCACUGGGCCUCAGCAGUCUGGACCUGUUUUUCCGUUGGCUGUUUGACAAGAAGUUCUUGGAAGAAGCCACCGUACGGUUUGAGUGUGUCUUUCUCCCCGAUAACGGUGCUUUUUUUGUGAACUAUGUGAUUGCUUCAGCAUUCAUCGGAAAUGCCAUGGACUUGCUGCGCAUCCCAGGCCUGCUGAUGUACAUGAUCCGCCUGUCCUUGGCAAAGUCGGCAGCAGAGAGGAAAAAUGUCAAACGCCAUCAAGCAUACGAGUUCCAGUUUGGAGCAGCUUAUGGAUGGAUGAUGUGCGUCUUCACUGUUGUCAUGACCUACAGCAUCACGUGUCCCAUCAUCGUUCCAUUUGGUUUAAUGUACAUGCUUUUGAAACACCUAGUGGAUCGUUACAACCUGUACUACGCCUACCUGCCUGCUAAACUGGAUAAGAAGAUCCAUUCGGGUGCGGUAAACCAGGUGGUGGCUGCUCCCAUCCUCUGCCUGCUGUGUCUGCUUUUCUUCUCCACUGUAAGAACAGGAUUCUUGGCUGCUACGUCCAUGUUUACAUUUGUUGUGCUGGUGGUCACUAUCGUUAUCUGCCUCUCUCAUGUCUGUUUUGGCCACUUCAAAUACCUCAGUGCUCAUAACUAUAAGCAAAGCUCCACUCCAGGAGAUGCAAUAAGUACAGAGGACGAAUCCUGUUACAGGACACUGAUUGAUCGUAGUGAAGUGGAUGGGACUGUUGAAGCAAACGGACAACGGGAUGGCACCUCAUCCCCACCAAAGGUUACAAGAUACAUUGCCCAGGUAUUGCAGGAUCCUCAGUCAGAGCCCACGGGAGACGAUGACGAGCCAGCAUCGCAGAAGGACACCAGGGAAGUGAUCAGUGAAGGAGAGUUCCAGUCCUGUGAAGACAGUCUCAUUGAAAACGAGGUUCACCAUUAGUGGAAAAUCAAGAGGAGUUUUUUUUUAAAAGCAAACAAAAGUGCACAGUUUAGGACCAGGAACAAGGACACCACAGCUUCAGUGAAACUCCAGACUGUAAUUAUUAGUCCUUGGUACUAUGUAGCCUAUACCAGUACAAUGCAAAUUGCUAAACUUGUAUUUGUUUUGCUGAUGGAAGGAACACUGCAGAACUGAAAUGUAAAUGGGUGAAGCUGGAAAGAGAAAAUAGCUACUCAUUUUUACUUGUCUGACCAAACGUAAGCCACCAUGUCUGUUUAUAUUAGCUGCAUCUCUAACAUUAGUCCAAGAAAAUACUGCUGCCACCAGAAUGGGAAAUGAGCAAUCGAGCCUGGUUACAUAAGCACACGUAUUGUUGCUGGGUAGGGAUGUGUGUGAUCGAGAGAGAGAGAGAGAGAAAGGAAGGAAGACGUUUGGUGUUUUUUUUAAAUCCUUUGUGCUGAAAGAAAAUCAAUAUUAGAAAAUUCCUGGGGAAAAAAAAUUAGUGCACUUUUUUCCUGUUCCAAUCAUGUGAAGAAGUACAUUAACGUUGUAGGGAUAUUUGUACGUACGUGGUUAAACUUGGAGAUUAAAAAAAGAUGGUCCAGUGUUUUUUUUGUUGUUGUUACCCAGCAGAUUUAAAUGAGUUCUCAGUGCCAGGUAUCAUCUGUGUUACUUGGUUAGGAAGAAGAGUGGAAAUCCAGCAUGUUCAUGGUUCAGACAGUGCCGGGUGUUUCCUACACGUCAAAGUGCAAACGCAGGCAAAUGCAGCUACCACACAUCUGGAAAACGGUUGUAAAGUCAGAUGUGCACAAAAGAGAGAGUAUCCCAUACUGAAAGAAAACGAGCAAUGUUGGCUCUGUUUAGUCAAACAACUGCUGUUGGAGCUGAGCUGGAGAUUCCUCUGAGGAUCGCAAGCAGAAAUUCCCGAUGGGCUACACCUCCAACAUUUCGUCCCUCUGAAUGUUUCGCCCAUGGGCAGUACUAUUGGGCAAGGGUGGAGCACAUUUAUCAUGAAACAUUUCCUGUUCGAGAGGCUGGUGAUCUUUGGCGAGGGAAUAGGGUAGUUAAUACUUUAGUGUUCAAAUCAUAAAACUUUUGAGGAACUAUGUACAGAAGAUGUAGCAAAUCUGUAUCUGCCACAUUUUUUAUCAUCGGUUUGGAUGGAGCUAGCUGAAUAAUUAGAGUAAUCCUGCAUUAAACAUGCUGGUGGAACUUGCGGCCACAUUUUAUGUUAAUCAUUUGGUUUUGGGUAGAGCUGCCUGAAAAAUAAUUUGGAAUAAUCAUGCUGGUGGAACUUGUGCCUGUAUCACAUAAGGACAAUGUGUCUUUUGUACGGUUUCCCACCCACACCCCUCUUCCACAAGGUGGUGGCAUCGUCCAAAAAUCCUUGAGCUGUUGUACUUCAGUUUAUUAAAAAUGUGACCAGCAGCCCCACCUGGAUUGAAUCACUGCAUAUUAAGGUUCAGCUGUGCCUGGUCUUAGCAAAGGUGGUAGAGGAUGCCCUUGCCAGUAGUGAAAGGAUCACCAGCCUGAAAUCUCGAUUAUUAAUGGUGACGAUUAAGUUGCAACAAGAGCGCAAUCAGAAUUGAAAUGGAACGUUUGUCUUUCUUCCUCUUCUCUCUGUAAUGCCAAUGCAAUUAAAGACCUAAUGCAAUGA